AUGAUCUUCAUCGCCUUUUUCUAUGACGGUAGUCGCGGCGGCAAAAGAACAUUUGACUCGACUGGAUUUCGCAGCCAUAUCGCGCGCUUUGACUUGGCUGGUACUUUGAUCUUUGUUUCGGCAACGAUUUGUUUUCUCUUAGCACUCUCAUGGGGUGGGAUCACAUAUGCAUGGGACAAUGCCUGCAUCAUAGCCCUGCUAACGGUCGCUGGUGUGCUAUUUUGUUCUUUUAUCGGGGUCGAAUACUGGAUGGAAGAUAGCGCCAUCAUUCCUCUACGCUUACUACGCACGCGAAGUAUAGGCGCAGCGAUCCUUUUUGGCCUCUGUCUUGGGAGCGUAUUCUUUGUACGUUGUUCCAACGCAGACUUCAUGUUACAUCUGGCUGACCAAGAUCCUAUCGCUGUUCUAGCGAUAUGGUUUCAAAUAGUCCAUGGUGUCUCCGCCGUCGAAUCUGCAAUCCUGUUCAUCCCAUUCAUGCUCAGUGUCGUUGGUGGAUUCAUGUUCGCAGGUUUUGGGACCGCUAUAACCGGAUAUUACACACCUUUCGUCUACGCUGGCUCAAUUCUCAUGUCGAUAGGUACUGGCCUUCUGAUGACUGUUCAGCCUCAUCACACCUCGCGAGCCAAAUGGGUCGGGUUUCAGAUCCUGUGCGGAGCCGGAAUCGGCUUAGGAGAAGAGCAAGGACUAUAUAUGGUGCAGACGACGCUUCCCGAAAAUGAUGCGGCAACUGGUAUCGGCCUGAUCCUGUUCGCACAGACGCUCGGCGGAGCCCUCUUCGCGUCAGUUGCACAGGCAGUUUUCCUGGAAAACAUCAGCAAGGCACUGAAAACACUGGCCCCAAACCUGGACCCCAAAUCUGUUUUGAACGGCGUAUCCACGGGCUCUUCUCAAGAAUUGCAAGCGGUCUAUGGAUUGGCGAUCAAAGAUGUUUUCCGUGUUGGGCUUAUACUAGGAACGGUCUCGAGUCUAGGCGCCGUGCUGUACGACUGGAAAAGUCUAAAGACUAAGCAUGACUAUGGAAACCAUGAAUGUAACAGUAAUCAUGAGCUCGAACAUGUGGUGGAAGUUCAAACAAACGAUAAAUAG
This is a messenger RNA of Penicillium egyptiacum, 1086 nucleotides long. The record is from the annotation of a GenBank genome assembly. Lineage: Eukaryota; Fungi; Ascomycota; Eurotiomycetes; Eurotiales; Aspergillaceae.